Molecule: messenger RNA, 767 nt
Organism: Populus euphratica (Euphrates poplar)
Lineage: Eukaryota; Viridiplantae; Streptophyta; Magnoliopsida; Malpighiales; Salicaceae
Exons: 2
Coding region: 134-418 (94 amino acids)
Source: RefSeq, a predicted model, not a curated record
CUAGUGUUCUCCUCCUCUUUUCUUGCAUAGAGCUUACGGCUUUCCUCCGUACUUGCCUUUUCCUCUACUUUCACUACUACGCUCGAGGUUGAAAAAACUCUUUGGUUUUCUUCUUUGAAGUUAGAAAUCAAUCAUGUCUUACUACAGUGGUUGCCUGGAUUCCCACAAGCCUCACUUUCUGGAAGCUUGUUUUCUCUGCCGGAAAACCCUCGGUCGCAACUCCGACAUCUACAUGUACAGAGGGAACACCCCAUUCUGUAGCAAGGAGUGCAGGCAAGAACAAAUAGAGAUAGAUCAAUCUACGGAGAAGAAGAGCUGGAAAAUGCCAUCCUCCUCUUCUAGAUCUAUCAGGAAAUCAGAUCCUAAGGAUUCUACCCCUAACAAGACUGUACGGACGGGCACAGUUGCUGUUGCUUAACAAUCGAACAGCUGAUUUUAUAUGAAAAGCAAAUUAAAUUUCCAAUUUUGAGAUUUAAGUCCCAGUUAAAGAUAAAAAAACACAAAACAAAAUUGUGGGCACUUAUAUGUCAAUCUUGAUCUGUAAAGGCGUGGUGCGUGUGGCUGUAAUUUGGAGACGAGGCCAGGGAAGGAGAGUUGCCAGACCUACCAUGGAUUUUUGCUUUUGUUUCGGGGUUAAUGUUUUUAAGGGUUAAGAAGUUAAGGGUUAAUUGUACUACUUUGAAACGAUCGCUCUGCUCUUCUUGUUCUCCCAUUUCUCCAGAAAAAUUUUGAGAAAAUUAAUGAAUCCAAGAACAUUGUGGUGUUCA